UGAAUAAAAAACUAACUUUUCGAUUCGUGAUUUCGUAAUAUGGGUACCCGCUAUGGUAAAGUAGAGCGCAGACACUAGGAAAGAAAUGGCAGAGUUUUGCUGUAUCGAUGACUCCGGACCAAUAGGUAGAACAGAAGGAAGGGUGAACAAAAGAACUCCCAACUACAAUCCCCUCAGGCAACAAAAUAAAACAAUCGCAUAGCA
Molecule: messenger RNA, 204 nt
Organism: Tuber melanosporum (Perigord truffle)
Lineage: Eukaryota; Fungi; Ascomycota; Pezizomycetes; Pezizales; Tuberaceae
Exons: 1
Coding region: 86-202 (38 amino acids)
Source: RefSeq, a predicted model, not a curated record